Molecule: messenger RNA, 813 nt
Organism: Trifolium pratense (red clover)
Lineage: Eukaryota; Viridiplantae; Streptophyta; Magnoliopsida; Fabales; Fabaceae
Product: protein RKD5-like
Exons: 4
Coding region: 1-813 (270 amino acids)
Molecular function (GO): DNA-binding transcription factor activity
Source: RefSeq, a predicted model, not a curated record
AUGGAAGAAGAUUCCCUGAAAAUCGCUCUUGAAGUGUUGGAAGAGCUGAAAAUGGGCAAGAACGAGAUUGGCCGUGGAGAUUCAAAGGUUGUGGUGGCAAAUAGUUCGAUGGUGGAGGUGAUGGGAGGAGUUCUAAACAACGGUCAAUCUAUAAAGAAGAAAAAGAAUAACAUUGAAGUGAAAGACAUUUAUCCCUUGAAAUAUCCAAUCUGCCCUAAGUGUAAAGGAGAGUUUUUCACAUUUAGUGCUGUAAUUGAACACUUGCUAAAAAACCCUAAUUGUGCUUCUUGUGGUACCUCUAACCCACAUCAACUUGUUGAUCUUAACAAGGGUGCUGAUGAGGUCCAGCAAAUGGAGAUAGAGGGGUCCUCUAAUGCUGCUGCUGCACCCAAGCCUGCUGAAUGUUUUGUAGGAAAGAAAAAGAGGGCAACAAGGGACCAUGUUGCAAAAAUUACUGUAUCGGAUUUGGUCAAGUACUUUGAUAUGCCACUUUUAGAAGCCUCAAAGAAACUAAAUGUUGGCACUACUGUUCUCAAAAGAAGGUGCAGAGAAUUGGGUCUUCCCCGCUGGCCUCACAGGAAGAUCAAAUCACUUGAUACUCUCAUUCAUGAUCUUCAGGAAGAGGCAGCACAUAAGGAAAUGAAGAAUAAAGCUGCAGCAAUGGCAGUGAGAAAGAAGCAAAAGAUGGUGGAAAGUGAAAAAGAAAGGAUAGAGAAGAAGCCAUUCAUUGCCAUCAAAAGUGAGACCAGGAGAUUGAGACAAUAUGUUUUCAAGAGAAGGUACCAUGCUAGAGUUAUGGAAAAACAGAAUUAG